Messenger RNA from Sphaeramia orbicularis (orbiculate cardinalfish), 1824 nucleotides. RefSeq names its product adaptor related protein complex 1 subunit mu 2 (gene ap1m2). The record is from RefSeq and is a predicted model, not a curated record. Bases 188 to 1462 code for a protein of 424 amino acids. Lineage: Eukaryota; Metazoa; Chordata; Actinopteri; Kurtiformes; Apogonidae. The transcript is spliced from 12 exons. Gene Ontology annotation, cellular component: clathrin adaptor complex. Gene Ontology annotation, biological process: intracellular protein transport; vesicle-mediated transport.
UGUUUUACCUGGACGUGAUGACGUCACGACACCUUCAGGAAAAGAAACGGCGGAUCCGCGAUCACCUUAGGCUGAUGAAUAUCUGUAGUUUGGAUGAAAAGAGUCUAGAUAUAAGAGCGGAGAGUCCUGAAUUUUAAAGUGUUAGAUUGUUUUGCACUGGGGACUGGACACUCUGGGUCCAAACAUAAUGUCUGCCUCCGCUGUUUUUGUGUUGGAUCUAAAGGGAAAGGUGUUGAUUUGUCGGAACUACAAAGGAGAUGUGGACAUGGCGGAGAUUGACCACUUCAUGCCUUUACUCAUGCAACAUGAAGAAGAAGGACUCAUCUGUCCUGUGAUAUCGCAUGGAAAUGUUCAUUUUUUGUGGAUCAAACACAGCAACCUUUACUUGGUGGCCAUGACAAACAAAAACUCCAAUGCUUCACUUGUGUACUCGUUUCUCUACAAACUGGUUGAGGUGUUCACAGAGUACUUCAAAGAGCUCGAGGAGGAGAGCAUUCAGGACAAUUUUGUGGUUGUGUAUGAGCUGCUGGAUGAGCUGAUGGAUUUUGGAUUCCCUCAGACCACCGACAGCAAGAUCUUACAGGAAUACAUUACUCAGGAAGGCGCCAAACUUGAGGUGGCAAAAUCCAAAGUGCCGACCACAGUCACCAACGCUGUGUCCUGGAGGUCAGAGGGCAUAAAGUACAAAAAGAACGAGGUCUUUAUUGAUGUCAUCGAAUCCAUCAACGUACUGGUGAAUGCAAAUGGCAGUGUGAUGAGUAGCGACAUCGUGGGCAGCAUUAAGCUGAAGACCAUGCUGUCUGGGAUGCCUGAGCUACGACUGGGCCUCAACGAUCGAGUGCUUUUUGCCCUCACAGGACGUGACAAAGGGAAGACAGUGGUGAUGGAAGAUGUCAAGUUCCACCAGUGUGUCCGUCUGUCACGUUUUGAAAGCGAUCGUACAAUCUCCUUCAUCCCUCCAGACGGCGAGUCUGAACUCAUGUCCUACCGCAUCAAUACUCAUGUGAAGCCGCUGAUAUGGAUUGAAUCAGUCAUCGAAAAAUUCUCUCACAGUAGAGUGGAAAUCAUGGUUAAGGCAAAGGGACAAUUUAAGAAGCAAUCUGUGGCAAAUAAUGUGGAGGUGAGGGUCCCUGUCCCUAGUGAUGCUGACUCACCCAAGUUUAAAACCAGCACAGGACACGCCAAAUAUGUGCCUGAGAAAAACCUGGUGGUCUGGACCAUCAAGUCCUUCCCGGGAGGUAAAGAGUUUCUAAUGAGAGCUCACUUUGGUCUGCCCAGCGUGGAGAAUGAUGAGCUGGAGGGAAAGCCCCCCAUUACAGUCAAAUUUGAAAUCCCAUACUUCACAGUCUCAGGAAUACAGGUGCGAUACAUGAAGAUCAUCGAGAAAAGUGGUUACCAAGCUUUACCAUGGGUCCGAUACAUCACACAGAGUGGAGAUUAUCAGCUUCGGACCAAUGUGUAACAUCUGGAGGUUACUCUACAAAAUUGCCACUUCAAGGAUUUUUGUGAACAUCAAAAGAUAACUUUCAUGGACUCAAAUAAUGCAUUAAUAUUUCCCACCUGUUUUAUUUAAUGCCAGUGAUAUUACUUGAUGAAAUCUGUGUGCAACUUUAUUUUAAUGUGCUGGAUGAAUUGUCACUGUAAAAUAUUUAAUUGCUUAAUCAAGCUUUCUUUAAUAUUAUAACACUUGGGACUGUAUUGUGGCAGUUAUUUCCUAUGAGGAUCCAUCACCUUAUAAGUGCUAGUGUUGUCUUGAUAUUGUAUUAAUGCUUGUGCAGUCACAGACACUAAAUUCCGCCUAAAAUAAAAAAAACUUACACCCGC